GUUGAACCGCCGCAAAUGCUCCACAAAAUUGCAUAUGUUUGCUACGGUUGAUAGUUGACCGCAGCAAUAAAGCCCCUUUUUUCCGAUAUCUACCGCGGUUAGGUUGCAUACACAGCGAAAGAACAUCUUUCUCUCUUCUCCGAUCCAUACUUUGGACGCCCAGAGUGAUGGUUCCUGUGACGCGCCUCGCAGUCGCCUCAGCUUACGAACCCCUCCGCUCACAACAACAUCAGCUGACCGCGCCGCAACCUCGCAGCAGCAUCAGCCGACCAACACCGCCUCCUCACAACUGCAUCAGCCAACCGACCCCGCCUUCUCGCACCGCCCCAGUCUCGCAUUCCAUCCGCCUCGCUUCUCAGAUUCACGCAGCCACGGCCACGCCACCUCAUGCCUCCAGCUCGCACCAUCUCAGCCUCGCCUCGCGCUUCCAACUCGCACUGCAUCGCCCUCGCAACCCUGCCUUGUUGCUUCUUCACCUAGCAAAGACAAUUCACGCCUCCACGUUUAAUUCUUCUCAUCCUCUCAGUUUAAAAUGGCAGGAAACACUCAAACACAGAUUGACGACGCCAUCUACCCUAAGGGCAAGUGGAUCAAGGUGCUGGGCAACAACUUCCAGCUAGACCUCACCGUCUUCAAGUGCCAGAACCCGAUCAUUCCGGCCAUAAUGAAAGGUCACUAUCUCUGGCCUGCACUUCACAACGCCAAACCAGUGCCAGAGAUAUACCUACAACAGUUUUGGGGUCACAUGCACACGGAUUCAUUGAAGGAUUGCUCCAAGAUCAAGACCAAGUUGAACGGCAUGCGGGUGAUUCUGACACCAUCCACUCUACGGACUACUCUAUCGCUGCCGAUACAUGACGAAUACGAUGCACUGCCGUCCAUCCCAGAUCUAUUGAAAGACGUGGCGUCCCUAGGCUACACCUCAUUACUGCCACAGCUCUCCAACUUUAACGGAGCAUAUCUUCACCAUCCGUGGAAAAAUCUAUUUGGGCUGGUGAACAAGUGCCUGUCGCCUAAGCAUGCCGGCUUCGACAAGUGCAACAAGCAAAUAUUGCUGGUCUUUCAUGGCAUCGCGUUCAACAAGAACUACGAUCUGGCACAGCUCUUCUUCUCAGAACUAAUGGACCUAGUCAAAGCCAAAGAAACGAAUAGGCCAGGUACCAUUCCGUACGCUAGAUGGCUCGGGCUGAUCAUACACGACUGCAUGGCAGAGCACGCCUCCAUACCAAGACGCAGUACAGAUCCUCACUUCACAACACCGAAGCUACAGUACUUCAAAGCAGACAAGAAUCCUACUUAUGGUCUGAAGAUACCUGGAUUUCUGCUAAAGCUGGUAAAAUCUUCAAAUCCAGCAGUCCAACAAUACAAAGAAGCCACCGAGAAAACCGUCCCUAUGGUUCAGCAAAACCCAGCUGGACCUACCCAAGGGACAAAGCCGAGUGUAAGUAAGGGUCCUAAGAGAGCCCAAAAGCCACAGAAACCAGUGGCCGGUUUGCCCAAUGAAGGGAAGUCUGACGACUCUCUAGAGACGAGUCAGGCGGCUGAGGGCACCGAAAAAGACGCUGAGGAGACGGCCAAUGAAUCGUCGAGUGAAGCCCAAACGAACACUGACGACGAGGCUUCCGAGAGCGUGGGCACAGAGAGCGGAGAUUCUGGCUCGGAUGAUGACGACGACGACAAUGACAGUGAUGAUGUGGAGCUAACAUAUGCUCUAAUCAGAAAAGGGAAACUGCCAGUUGAAUCUCCUAAGAAGAAAAGAAUAACUGCUGAAGAUGCAGCACCAAUAAUCGCUGGCAGACCCAAAGUCUUCACCAUCAAGGAGAAAGCUAAGCCGAUAGUUGUUUCCAGCGAGACAAACUACUCAAAGGACGACUAUGACGAGGCGGCUCAUACGAUUAAAGCGUCAAUCAACUCGAAAGAAGUUGUCAUCCGAGAGACCAGGGCUAAGGUAAAAAAUGACAAGGCUGCCAAGGCUAAGCCCCAGUCCCAAACCAAAAAGAGUCUGUUUGAUAAGGCAGACGAGCACAUCUUUGCGGGCUGCGACUCCUUUAUCCAGAUAAGCCGAGCCGAAUCCCUAAGCACAAGAGCCGAUCUUUUCGGUUCCCGGGUAGAAGUCGCAGCAUCUGGCUCAACUGCGCAUGCACAGCCCUCUCCCAGCCACUCAAUUGCCUCUCAAAAGGCUAUUGUUUCAAAAGAACGGGACUCAACCCCCUCACUGGUUCCUUCUGAAUCAGUUGAGCAUACAAUUGACCCAUCUCCCGAGGUCAAAACCCCUUCUUCUCUCACAUCGAGUCUAGGUGUCACAUUUCCCACAUUUUCUUCAUUUUCUAGGACACCUACACUAUUCACUGCACAUACAGGUGCACUCACCCUGAACGCAACAACCAGAGCGCAAGCUAUGACGGUUGGAAGCCCUGCUACGCCCAUAAUGAUUCCAUCAUUAAAUGCAGGCCACACAUCAGCAAUCUUCACUGAUGCUGUGUCAACAGUUACAACCCCCGUAACUGGUCACCCUACCUUUGAAGACGUAAACGUUCUACUAAAUCGCUUCCUAGAUUCCACCAUUAAACCAUGGGUGCAAGAUGUAAUGACCGCUCUAGCACAGGAAUUUAGGACCACCCAAGCGGUUCGGUCUGAGCUAGAAAUAACAUCCCGAGGCGUAUCUCCCAGAGAUACCAACCGAGGAGGGGAUGGAAGUCCUGAUGAUGUUACCACUGGUACAUCUUCUCCAUCAGGACAUCAGUUGGAACCCAGUUCUAAGCUGAUGUCAACGGGCAAUCCUAGUGAACCCGGUAGUGCUACACAGGAACAAUCACCGCCUGAACAAAGAAUUCCAUAUAUUUCCCCAGGCAAAGACAUCCAUGAUGCACUGGAAGAGGCGGUGAUAUACGACAAAUGGCCAAGAAAAUGGACAGAAUGGGAUGAUCUUCGGGUUGAAGCCGAGCAAGAGGACAUGCAAAGAAACUGGUGGCUACGAGAGCUGAUCAACAAAUGCUCUGAAGAUAUUAUACGGCUCGAGGACGAUGAACGCAAGGAAGGGGAGAAUUACAAGGAAUCCCAGAAGACUUUUGAAUCAGUCGUAAGACAAACAGCGGGAAGACUUCCCAAGACAGAGAAACCCUGGGAUAAUGUUCGUAUCAAAGCCCCCUUCCAAGAAGAAAUCAGAGAGCAUAUCUGACGUAGACCAGACAAAGUCAAGCCACUGAACGAACUGAAGCUAAGAGGCCUUACUCACUUGAAAGGAAAGCAGGCUGGAGGUCAUCUGCAUAUGUUGCUGCAAAGGUCAACCGGUACACAGAGAGAACUAAUGGAACAAGAUCUGAAGUCGAAUAUUCUCCCGAUUCAUCAAAUUCUACAAGUGAAGGCUGAAGACUAUCAUGGAGUAACAUUCUACACUUACAGACUUCAACGCACCGAUGGGAGCGAAUUCACUUGUCAAGAGAACGACUUCAUUAUGCUGAAACCGGAUGACAUCUACCAAAUGCUCAUGGCCUACAGAUACCUUCCAGUCAGGCAGAGCAUAGUAUACAGCGAAGGCCUCGCAGCUAUCAAGAGAUUCAUGCUUAGACAGAUCCGAGUACACUCUUCACAUGACCUACAGAUGGCUAUUGAAUGCAAUCUGAAGAAACAAAACUGACAAAGCCAAGACUGUAUGGUCCAGAACUUGAAGACUUCCCAGCCUACCACAUCUUCUUCACACCGCCAGCAGUCACCUAUCUGAACCACAAGAACGAAAAGCGUCUGAUGGUAGUCAGUGAAAUCGAGAAGUACUGUGACGGAACACUGAAGAUAAUCAGAGAGCAGAUUCUACAGAUGAAGGCAAAGCUAGAGGAAAAUCUUCAAGAGACAUCGUCUUAUGUUCAAAAGGAACACUCUACUGUAGAGACAAUUUUAAAGGCCAUUGACGAUCGCCUCGAAAAGAGAAAUGUGCUGAGGCAGUAUGAACAUGCACUUGGUUUGAGGAAGCACUACUUCAAAUCACAGAAGCAAUAAGAGAAUGGCACUUGAUCACAAAGGGGGAGAUUGUUGGAGAUAUUUAAUUGUGAAUCAAGUUGGUCAUAGAUUAGCUUUAUAUUUAAUCCUUGUAUUUAAAUAGUGCAUAAAUUAGAUAGAAAUCAGGCCAAGUGUUAGGCCCAUUUAAACAGGCCAAAAGCCUGGUACGCCUAACCUAAACCUCGCCUAUAAAAAGGGAGUCGAGGUUUAGGAAAAGGCUGAACGUCGUACUUAUUAUUCAUAGCCUUACGCUUAUCAUUCUGCUGUACGUUCCACGGUUUAUCAAAGAAGGUCUUACGGUGAUUCAUUCUGUGUUCAUAUUUACGUUUAAUCUUCCUUGUUAGAUCGAUUAUUCAUUGCUGUUACAGAAACAGGGACUAACAAAGUUCCAUUUUCAAAUACUACUGAGUAUCCUGAGUUCACCAGCUGCCCUACACUCAGUAGAUUAUGAGCCAGUUUGGGUACAUAUUGCACAUCACAAAGGAGUUUGGUGUUGCCCUUCUCAGUUGUGAUAGCAAUUGUUCCCAUGCCUUGUACCUCAAGCUGUUUUCCAUCUCCCAGCCUGACCAUGUUCUUCAUUGAUUCAUCCAGAUUCCUGAACAUAGCCCUGGCACUUGACAUAUGGUUUGAACAACCACUGUCAAUAUACCAUACACUGCACUCCUCCACUCCAUUUGCUGCAUCCUGAGCCAAGAACAAUUUCUCUUCUUCUUGCUCUACAAAGUUGGAUUUCUGACCUUCUUUUUGUUCAUCUUCUGCCUUCUUCCAGCAAUUUACUUCCUUAUGGCCAGAUUUGUUGCAAUAGUAGCACUUGACAGGGCUUUUGCUAGGUUGAGAGGACUGAUUUCUCCCCUCAUUCCUUGCCCCACUGCCUCUACCUCUUCCUCUAGAGCCUCCUCUCCCUCUACCUCUGCCAGCUUGUUGAUGAGACCUUUGUUGAUUUGAAGAUUCUCCUCUAGCUUGGAAGGCUUUUUCUUCUGUUGAAUCUUCUUCCUUGCAUAUCCUUUCUCCAUGGGCUUGAAGAGAACCCUUCAAAUCUUCAAAGGUGUAAGUCUCCAGAUCUUUUGAUUCUUCAAUUGCUGCCACUACAUGCUCAUAUUUUUUGGUGAGGCUCCUGAGAACCUUACUCACAACUUGACUUGACUUGAUCUCUUCUCCUAAGGUUUUCAUUUCCUGAACGAUUGUGGACACUCUUGAAAGAUAUUCUGGGACUGUUUCCUUCUGCUUCAUUUGGAAAUUUUCAAAUUCCCUUCUGAGAGAUUGUAGGCGUACAACAACUACCUUCUUGUCACCAACAUACUCUUUAUUUAGAAUACUCCAUGCUUCUUUUGCUGUAGAAGCUGCUGCAAUGUGUGGAAAGAUAGCAUCAUCCAAGGAUUGUUGAAUGAUAUAAAGUGCUUUAGCAUCCUUUUUCCUCCUUUCCCUGAGUGCUUGAUCUGGCUCAUCAGCACCAUCAUCCUCAAACCCAUGCUCAACCGUAUGCCACAGCUCUUGUGACUUGAAAAGGGUUUUCAUUUUUAGACUCCAAAAAUGAAAGUUGAUCCCUUUGAAGAUGGGCAAUUGAUUCAAAGAAUUCCCAGUACCAUUAGUAUUUUGCAUGGUGAAGAACUGACUCGUAGAAUGUGUUUUACUCUCACGAAAACACUCACACUACCAAAGGAUUUAUCACCUUAAGGCUCUGAUACCAAAUGUAGUCUAAAACUGGGAUACAGAAGGAAAUAUAAACUGAAAGCUUAAGCAUAAACGAGCUAAUAAUCUGCUGUAUCUAAUCAUAUAUUUUAUUGAAGUAACAAGGCUAUAUAUAGCCAUAAUAAUGUUAAACAAAGUGAUCCACUAAUGACUCAACUAACUCCUAGUAUUUAGGCCUGAUCACACGUUCAAAAGCAAUAAACUAAAGUGCUGAACUGACUCCACAAAAGUAGCUAAACAUGAAGACUAAAUCUUAUUUUAAAUAAAAUGAAAAGAUCAUUUCUUUUCCUCAAAGCCACGUAUGUAUGUUGCGUGUAUCACUCAUGCACACGAAGCUUGGUCAGCUUUCAACACACUCCGCCCUUCGAACCUAAACAAUAUUCAUACUUUCUUUUUUGGGAUUGUCCCAAAUAAGGUCAUCUUUUCUUUAUGAUCCUAAAUCCUAAUCUAUUUGGAAAGGAGUUGUUAACUUUAGCUACUUCCCUCAUUUAAUAUCUCCACCCCUGCCACUACUAAUACUCUCUACCACAUGUUCCUAGGGGAAACUUGAAAGUUCAAAAGCAAAACAUAAAAAAAAAUUAUUAAAAAGCAUGCCAAGUCCAAGUGUGAACCUUAUCAACGGAUGGAGGAAGUUUCAUGUGAUUCUUUUUGUGGUGUGUUGUUUCCUUACAUGUUCUCUGUUCAUGAUGUAGGUGGAAAUAUUGCCAGUCACCUCAACGAAGGGACAAGGAAAAGAGUUCUUAUAAAUGAAUGCAUUCACUGCAUGCGCUCUGCGUGACACAUUUUCGCCAGCCCGAGGAGCAGGUGGCUGGAGGCAGGAUCUAAGAAUCUAAUGGAUAUCUACAAGCAUAACAUCCCAGGAAUUAUAACAUGGCACAUAUGAAAGAUCUAUUGUCAGAUCAGUUGAGGCGAAGCCAACACAAUCCCAGAUUAUAGGCUGAUUAUUCAGCAAAUAAAGUUUUUCAGCCGACAAUGGUCAGAGGUGAAACUCUCUAAACUUAAGCGACAGGAGGGGCGGUAAUGAGAUCCAGGUCAGGGGAGUUCCUGUUUGCUCUUCAUUUUCAUAUCUCGGCAUCUUCCUCUUUGGAGGCAGAGUUUAUUGCGCUACAUAGAUCGGUGUCUUGGGCUAUUGGAAAGGGAUAUCGGUCUUUUGAGAUUGAAUCCGAUUCGCAGCAGGUGGUUGUGGCUAUUGAAAAUAUCAGUUUGGCGGGAAGGUGGAGGAAGCUGGUUUUGGAGUUGAGAAGAUGGAUGGUUGACAAGAGGCCAACUGGCCAGCGCAUUUAAUGGCUAAACAAUUUUCAGAUGAUUUUAUUAUUUUUGACUCAAUUAGAGACGAAUCCCAUCUUAUAUUCGACGCUUUUUGUUAGCUGAUAAACUAGGACUUAGUUACUUUAGAUUUUGUUGAAUUGUACUUUUGGGUAAGGUCUAGUCCCCCAAAUUAUUUUUGCUCUCGUUUUUUCUCUGGAUUUUGUAUUUCGAGAAGGAAUGCCUUCUCUGAAGAGGUUUGGUCUAGUCCCCCUCUUCUGUUGUAUCUUUCUUCCUUUUUUAAUAAAACUCGGUAAAUAUUCCUCG
Messenger RNA from Cuscuta europaea, 7254 nucleotides. The record is from the annotation of a GenBank genome assembly. NCBI's taxonomy places the organism in Eukaryota, Viridiplantae, Streptophyta, Magnoliopsida, Solanales, Convolvulaceae.